Molecule: messenger RNA, 1281 nt
Organism: Mesocestoides corti
Lineage: Eukaryota; Metazoa; Platyhelminthes; Cestoda; Cyclophyllidea; Mesocestoididae
Source: the annotation of a GenBank genome assembly
AUGCUAGCGCUUUCAGGGAAGGAAGAAAACGACGAAGACAAUGACUCAGAAAAGGAGUAUGCGGAAAAGUUUGAGACAUUUGCAUCGCAGCUCAAAUUGUUAAACGAGCGGACCCACCCAGAUGUUCUUGAGGUAAAGCCUACAAUCACCCGCAAGUUGCGCCGUCGUACCCCUGAGGUGCCCUCCUCAAUUGUCGGCUCAAGCAUCAUUGGUGGUGGAAGCAAAUUUGGCUAUUGGGGUGACAUCCAGCUGUACAGCGCUCCUUGGUCUCCUGCGGCCUUUAGUGCCACUGCACUCAAGACAAGCACAGAGCUUCCCCCCAGCCCUUGUCCGCCUACUGGCGCAGCAGCGGAUCCCACAGAUGAAACGCCGUCCGCCAAUAUUGUUUCUGCCGCAAGCACCUCCUGUAACAUAUUUGGCAGUCUGGGAGUAAGUGUUGAGGACGGAAAUUGUCUCGUAGGGCACCUUAUUGCCUCCAUGAAUGCUUCAGCUGGCGGAAAUGGGCACGGGGAAGUAGGUACUCUGUCCACCUCGGGCGCUUUGUUCGCUCAGGCGGCCCUACCAAAUAGUUUGAGUUGCAUUGGUGGCGCUAAUUCGAGCUCUGCCUCUGUGGCAGCAGUUGCUGCCGCAAUUGUCCCAAGUUUGACCGGAUUUACAGGGGUUCAAACACCAAAACGACGAAAGCAGCUUAACUCGCAGCCAUUCACCCAGUUGAGCCUGCUACUACCUGAAACAGACAUUUAUUCUGAUCUGACAUUAAUACAUAGUUUCUCAUCAAUUACCUUUGCAACAGAACUUGCGGAAAGCCGUCGUCCGCUGGCGGUUCAAAAAAGCACGGAUUCGAUGGGCCGGGCUCCUCGACCUCGAACUCUUCCCGCGCUGGAGGCGCAAGUCCCCACCCUUCUCGAGGUGAUGAAACUUCCUCUAGAAGGCGGGUCGACACCGAAAAUCGAAGGGAAUCACACCGAAGCUCUCACCACCACCACCAUCACCACGAAUCGAGCUCCAUGGAGGGCUCUAGUGGUCCCGCUGUCUGGAUUGAUGACGGUCGUCUUUACAUUGGACAGUCCUGUCUGUGUCUAUUUUUUGCCUACUUUUUCCAGCUACCAACAAGGAACUCCUGUGUACUUGGAGAGCCACGGAUGCAGCGGGACUGUGGUUGCAGUUGGCGCCCAAGGCGUGUCAAUAAAGCGCAAUUCUGAUACUGGCAUCAUGCGAAUCACCGUACAACAGCUCAAACAUGGCCGAUACGUUCUUGCUCCAUUAAAACAACGUCAGUAG